Messenger RNA from Oryctolagus cuniculus (rabbit), 7158 nucleotides. NCBI's taxonomy places the organism in Eukaryota, Metazoa, Chordata, Mammalia, Lagomorpha, Leporidae. The record is from RefSeq and is a predicted model, not a curated record.
GAAAGGUCUUCCUUUGCCGUUGGUUCACCCCCAAUGGCCACUGCAGCCAGCGCACCAUGCUGAUCCGAAGCCUGGAGCCAGGUGCUUCCUCCUGGUCUCCCAUGUGGGUGCAGGGCCCAAGUACUUGGGCCAUCCUCUACUGCCUUCUUGGGCCACAGCAGAGAGCUGGACUGGAAGAGAAGCAACCAGGACAGAAUCUGGCGCCCUGACUGGGACUAGAACCCAGUGUGCCUGUGCCGCAGGCAGAGGAUUAGCCUAUUGAGCCGCGGUGUGGGCCAAAGCAUCUUGUCUCUUAGCAGGUACAAAGUACAGUAAUUAUCACUCACUUUUUGUUCAUUAUUAAUUCUGAGUAAUUAGUAUGUGUGGCAUUAAAUUGAAAAGGUGCCAAAAAGUGUACAUUGAAACAUAAGUUCCCUUCCUGCACUUAUUAUCCAGCCAUUUAGGUUUUCCCAUUGUAAGCAAACCCUGGUACUAGUUUUUGGUGUAUUUUCAUUUUAAAGGGCCUAUCUUGGGAAUGGUGCUGUGGUGUAGUAGGUUAAGCCUCUGCCUGUGGCACUGGCAUUCCCAUAUGGGUGCUGGUUUAAGACCUGGCUGCUUCUAUUUCCUAUCUAGCUCCCUGCUAAUGAUCUAUGAAUGUAAUGGAAGAUGGCCCAGGUCCUUGGGCCCCUGUUACCCAUGUGGAAGACCUGGAAGAAGCUCCUGUCUCCUGACUUCAGAUCCAUCCAUCUUGGGUCAUUAUGGCCAUUUGAGGAGUGAACCAGCAGAUGGAAGACCUCUCUCUCUCUCUCUAUGUGUAACUCUGCCCAUCAAAUAAAUAAAUAAAUUUUUUAAAAAAGGGGGAGACUAUCUUGACUUGGGACAGUUCUUGAGAUCACAAGAAACUUUUUGAAGUAGCAAUCCUGUACAUUCAUGGGAUUCAUAUCCCACCAUCUGGAGUACAUGCAAAUAUCUGUGUACAUGCAAAAUAUCUGUAUACGUGCAAAUAUAAGUACAUGAAAAAUAUCUGUGUCUUCUUCUUCUCCAGGGUCUUUCAACCUGGUAAUCUUCAGUAGACCAGUACAGUGUAAUGUACCCAUUGUAAUCUGCCGUGCCCUGAGUUGCUAUUGUGGUGGCAGCUUUGAUGUGUGCUCACCUUUUACUCUGUGAAAGGACGUCAGCUUUCUCCCCUUGCUGAGAUGGCUAAGCAUUCUGUAAGCCUGGCUUCUGAUUGUCAGUUUUGGAUGCAGAAGCUUUCUGAAUGGGACCAGGCCUCCACUUGGGAAACCCAGCAGGAUACCUGUCUUCAUCUGCCUCGUUUCCAGGAGUUCCUGAGGCAGAUGUAUGAAGCCUUGAAAGAGAUGGAUUCUAAUACAAUUAUGAAAAGAUUCCCCACAAUUGAUCAACUGUUGACAAAAACUUGCUGGAACCCUUUUAUCUUAGCAUAUGGUGAAAGCCAAAUAAUUCUCAUAUGGUGCUUAUGUUGUCUGAUUAAUAAAGAACCACAGAACUCUGGAGAAUCGAAGCUUAACUCCUUGGCACGGAUACCCACAUUAGCUAGGCCUAAGCUGGGACUCAAGUUUUUGAGCCGGUACCGCUGCCUCCCGGGGUCUGCAUUAGCAGGAUACAAGAAUCAGGAGCUGGUGAGUUUGUUAUCUCGUAUACUUUCAGCGAUCAGUUUUGAUAUAAAAGAAGUUGGUCUUUUUGCUCAAGGUCUUGGGUAUGAGCCUGUGGAUUACUAUCCUGGUUUGCUUAGAAAUAUGGUUUUAUCAUUAGUGUCGGAACUCAGAGAGAAUCAUCUUAAUGGAUUUAACACUCAAAGGCGAAUGGCUCCCGAACGAGUAAUGUCCCUAUCACGAAUUUGCAUCCCACUUGUUACUCUGCCAGAGUUUGAACCACUGGUAGAGGCUUUGCUUAUCUACCAUGGACAUGAGCCUCAGGAAAUCCUCUGGCCUAAAUUCUUGGAAGCUGUAAAUGAGGCCUUUUUGGGGAAGAAGAUCUCUCUCUCCACGUCGGCUGUGGUCUGCCUUUGGCUCCGGCACCUUCCCAGCCUUGAGAAAGCAAUACUGCGUCUUUUUGAGAAGCUGCUCUCCAGGGAGGGAAACUGUCUGCGAGAGAUCGAAUGCUUCAUAAAAGAAUCGCUGCUGCCGCGAGCCGCCUGCCACCCUGCCGUGUUCCGGGUCGUGGAUGAGAUGUUCAGGUGCGCACUCCUGGAGACCGAUGGAGCCCCAGAAGUAGCAGCCGCUCUCCAAGUGUUCACGAGAUGCUUCGUGGAAGCUCUGGAGGAAGACGAGCAGCCGAAGUUUGCUCUCAAGACCUACUUUCCGUACGCGCCUCCAGCCCUGGCCGCGGCACUGCUGCAGCGCCCCAGAGGUGCCCCAGAGGAACACUGGCGCCAGCUGCUGGAGCAUGGAUCUCAACUGCUCAGGCAGCUGAUGGAAGACCAGACGCAGAGGUCUCUCGGAGGACCCUUGGAGAGCUGGUUUUUGUUCACCCACUUUGGAGGAUGGGCUGACAUGGCGGCCGAGCACUUGCUGAGGUCAGAAGCUGAGCCCGCUGAGGCCGUCCUGUGGCUCCUGGCCUUCUACCACAGCCCCUGUGACGGGAGUCGGCAGAGGGCACAGACCACGGUGGAGGUGAAGGCGGCGCUCGGCCGCCUCCAGCAGCUGUCCCGAAGCACCACCCUCUCGGCCAGGGACCUGCAGGCGGCUGCCGGGCUGGGCGGGGCUGCAGAGCCUCGUCCAGCCGCCUGCCCAGCGCUCCUCAGGUGCCUCCUGCUGAACUUCCUGCUCUGGGCUCCUGCAGGCCGCACGGUAGCGCGGGAAGCCGUCGCCCUGGUGGCACGCACGGAGGAGACGGCCCACGAGAUCAUCAGCUUUCUCGACCGGACCUUGUACAGAUGGGACCAGCUCUGCAUCGAAGCCCCUGGGUCAAGAAAACUAGCCAGAGAGCUCCUUCAGGAGCUGUGUGUGCAAGUCUGAUAAGGAGCCAGCUUGGGUGGGCGCCGUGGGAGGGUCAGGCCUGCCCAGGCCACCCACCAAUUGGUGGAAUGCUUUCUUAGGCUCCUUGUUUGGGCUGGGAGAACAAACAGGAAGCAUCAUGAAAAGUUCUGCUGGCAUCUGCUUGACAAAUGAGGAGACAAGGGCUUUGGCCCAGGCUUGGACUCUGCCAUUCCCGAUACCCACUCGGCCCAUCCAUCAACGAGAGCGCUACUAAGGGAAAGGCCGGGUGGGGGAACAGCCAUGUCCUCCCUAGCGACAUUAAACCAAAGUGCGUGACAUCUGAACGAGUCAGAGUCUGUGGGCCAGUUCACUGGUCAUGACCAGUGCACUGGCCAGUACAGAGACUUUAGCCCUUCCCACGUGGGUUUGUAGGGGUCAGGCCAUGGCUAUCGGUACUGCUUUUAGUCCACAGGGAGCUGGCGUAAAGCCACACUGUCUUUUUUUUUUAAGAUUUAUUUAUUUGAAAGGCAGAGAGAAGAGGGGGAAGAGACAGAGAGGGGUCUUUCAUCUGCUGGUUCACUCCCCAGAUGGCCGCAACGGCGGCCAUAGCUGGGCUGAUGCAAAGCCAGGAGCUUCUUCCAGGUCUCCCAUGCAGGUGCAGGGGCCCAAGGACUUGGGCCAUCCUCUGCGACCAGGGCCCUGUGACCAGGGAGACCCGGGAAUGCCUGCAGGCCAGCAAAAACCAGGUGGCGUGCGUUCUGCUGUCCUGCUGCUUUCCUGUAAGCCGGACCCUGCCUCAGCGCGUGGCUCAACCGUGGGGCACAGCCCACAGCCUCAGCUCACCUGGCCCCAGGUGGGCAGCAGCAGCGCCCACCCCAGACACCUCCUUGCUGCCAAACGCACCUUACAGGACCGCUGGGUGCUUCCUUCCCGAGAGGCCUCCCGGAUGGAAACAACGUUGAAGAGCAGUCGGGCUUCCCGCACCCUAACAGAGCUGGACACACAGGACUCCUGUGGGAGAGCACGCGGGGACGGCGCCUCCGAAGCCUGCGUCCUGACGACGGUCUGGUCAGCAGUUCCCAGGCCUCACCUUGCUGACACCUUCCCAUGGCUGCUGGGAUGCCAGGCCUCUCCUCUACCUGGCGGGUGCCUGGCCUCUGGCCAGGGCUCAGCCUUGUGCUGCCUGUGGCUGCCAGGAGAGCUCUGUGCGCAGGGCUGCAGCCCCGGAUACGCCACGGCCCCUCAGGUGCCUCCGCUCGCAGAACCACGUCCACCUCGGGCUUCAGCCAGCCAGGGCUGCCCCCCGGGCCUCACCGUCCUCAACCUGCACGCGGUGGUGACUCCGUCUGGCCAGGGACUCGGACCAAGUCCGCCACUGCUCAGCCUUCCCCUUCUCACCCCCACAUCCAGUCCGUUGGGAACGUGCGUGCCCCACCCCACAGCACUUGCCAUCUGCUCUUAGCCACCACCACCCCGCCCAGCCUGGGGCACAUUUGCUAAGUGAAGCUGCCCAGGAACUUAGCAUACGGUAAAGGAUAAAGGCCCUUCCGGCUACAGGGAAAAGACUGUGCUGAGAAAUAAAGCUGAGCUCUCCUUCCUAGCCCAGUCAGCAGGGAAGAGUGAACUGAACCAGAUGUUGGUGUCUGGGGGUCUGUCCCGGCACCGUGAGCUCUCCAGAGAAGCCCCCAGCAGCCCUCCCUGCGGAGGAAGAAGGGGACAGGAGGAAGACAGCGCCAUCCUGGGGAGACGGUGGAUCAUGCGACUAAAGCAAGACGCAGCUUAUGAAGUCAACAUUUCCCUCCUCCCAGACGUGGAAAGAAUUCUCUGAUCUUUGAUCUGAAGCACGCUGCCGCUCGUCUGGCGUGCAGGCCUGCACGUAAGCCGGAGCCUCACCCAGCCUCCACACCCACAGCCGCGCCUGGGGCCGGGCGGGGGUGGGGUAGGGUCACUUCAGAAAAGAGGCCCCAGGCCCUUGGGGGCGGAAAGGGGGCCUGAGGUACCCCCUCCCCACAGCCCCUGCCACACUUCCUGCUGCACCUGGGGCCUCCAGGGUUGGGGACCCUUUCUGAACACAGACGCGGGAGGUGCGCGUGGAGCCCUCGGCGCCCGCGCUCGAGUAGCCGUGCACUGCCGGCACAGGGAGAAAGCUGCGCAGCCUCCCAGUGACCCGCAGCCUGGAGUGGCUCCAGAGACCCGCUUCUCCACGCAAGGCCCGGCUGCUGGGGCCGACGCCCUGGAGGCCCAGGAGGGGGCCCUUGCGUGGCUGUGCCUCCACCUCUUUCCUUUCUGCAACUUCAUUUCCUGAUACUUCUAUUUUUUUAAAGAUUUAUUUAUUUAUUUGAAAGAGUUUCACAGAGAAGGAGAGGCAGAGAGAGAGACGGAGAGGUCUUCCAUCUGCUGGUUCACUCCCCAGUUGGCCGCAAUAGCCAGAGCUGUGCCGAUCCGAAGCCAGGAGCUUCUUCCGGAUCUCCAACGUGGGUGCAGGGGCCCAAGGACUUGGGUCAUCUUCUACUGCUUUCCCAGGUCAUAGCAGAGCUGGACUGGAAGUGGAGCAGCCAGGAUGCAACCAGCGCCUAUAUGGGAUGCCGGCGCUUCAGGCCAGGGCAUUAACCCACUGCAUCACAGCGCUGGCCCCUCUAUUAUUAUUUUUUUAAGGAUUAUUUCGAAGGUACAGUUACAGAGAGGGAAGAAGAGAGAGAAAGGUCUUCCACCUGCUGGUUCACUCUCCAAAUGGCCACAACAGCUAGAGCUGGGUCGAACCAAGGCCAGGAGCCAGGAGCUAUUUUUCUGUGCUUUCCCAGACCAUAGCAGAGAGCUGGAUGGGAAGAAGAGCAGCUGGGACUCGAACCUGUGGCCAUAUGGGACGCUGGUGCUGCAGGCCGAGUUUGCCACGGUGCCAGCCCCUUCUUGUUACUUCGCUACAAUCAGCUCAAUCAAAUCUGCAGGACGGGCUGUGUGCAUGGCUGCCGGGGGCUGGGGCUGGCAGCGCCGAGUGCACCUGUGACAGGCAGAGCGUGUUUGGGCAGGUGAAGACCUACAUCCUGGAGAGGUGGGCGUGCCACUGCCAACGAUGCAGGCGGGAGGCUCGCUCUAACGCAUAUUUCUCUGCAAUGAAAAACACUGCAUAAAGAAUUUAAAAGAAAUGAGCUACCCUUUCAUCCUGUAACAGAACCCCAGCUGUGGAGACCACCUCCUCCAUUUCAGACCCCACAGGUCCCCCACACAGACCCUGCUGCUGCCGCCACGUGUCGCUGACGAGGGCUGGGGACAGAGAUAACCAAGGAAGAGGGAGGGGGAGCCAGAGGAGAGGCAGGAAAGAGAUCGAGAGCUCCGUGUCCCAUUUGGAGUUCUGUGUUCCUGAGACGGGGCCAUCAGUGAGAGAAGCCACGUGCGCUGCGCAGCCCUGGGCUCUGGACCGCAGGCUGCAAGAAACACUUGAAGUUGAACCUGUACUGGACGCGCGGGUUCUUUCCUCAUCAUUAGUUCCUGAACCACAGUCGCGAGCCGCCGGUGCCCAUGCCCGUGCCUCAGGUGCUGGGAGCACACGCGGGACGUGUAGGCUCUCUGCACUGCCUGCGGGCGCCGGGUGGAAAGGUGGUACCUUUUGUUGACACAGCGUUGCACUGUUCUAACAGGCGACACAUACAGGAAGGCUGUUCUGAGCGCGGGGGGACUGCUCUGCGCUUGGAGUGGGACAGGCGGCGCCGACUGUGGUUUUGAGGGGAGCCGUCUGGCUGUAUCCCCUGCCCCUCACUCAGCACAGGGCCUUACUGCGUAUUCACCGACUCACCACCUGGCUUUAGACACAGAAUUUUCUAGAAAAAGACAGCUUGCCAAAGAUGCCAGGCCCGUGCCCUCCGAGGAUGUGGCCCUGACCCCACCUCCCCCUGCCGGCCACCGUGAUUCUGAGCGCGCCCUGCUGGUGUCAUGCUGCCAUCCCCUCCUCCACACGCCAUUCAGGUUACAGAAAACCCUAUGCAAUUCCAGGGCCGCCACUCGCGACGUCGGCAUCCCGUAUCGGAGCACGGGUUCAGGUUCCAGCUGUUCUGCUUCACACACCUGGGCAGGCAUCAGAUGGUGGCCCGAGUGCCUGGGCCCGUCACCCACGUGGCAGAUGGAGCUCCUGGCCCAGCCCUGGCUGAUGCAGGCACUGAGAGUGAAGUGGAUGGAGGAUGUGUCUGUGUGUGUGUGUGUGUCUCCCUGUCACUCUUCCUUUCAAAUAAAAUCUUAAAACACCGUA